Messenger RNA from Daktulosphaira vitifoliae (grape phylloxera), 3953 nucleotides. RefSeq lists its product as uncharacterized. NCBI's taxonomy places the organism in Eukaryota, Metazoa, Arthropoda, Insecta, Hemiptera, Phylloxeridae. The coding region runs from base 2019 to 3953 and encodes 644 amino acids. Gene Ontology annotation, biological process: DNA replication. The transcript has 6 exons. Gene Ontology annotation, molecular function: DNA binding; DNA-directed DNA polymerase activity; nucleotide binding. The record is from RefSeq and is a predicted model, not a curated record.
UACGCGACAUAAUAACAUGUGCCGCGUGGAGUUACAAACUUACAAACGACAAACAACAAACAACAUACACGUGAAACUAAUAUAAGCGUGUUAAUGACAACACGUUACACGACUGAUUACGAAGUAAACCGAUGAGGUCCGAGAGGCAAACUUUUUUUUGAUUCAGUUGCUAUACUGGAUUAAUUAGAUUGAUUGGUGGGGGGAGAGUCCUAAAUACUUGGUAAAAUGAGGCUGAUGUAAAUUUUCCUCAACGGUGAACACCAUCGUGUGCCAGGUGGUUUCAAAUGCGAAACGGCAUUUUACAUAUAAAUUAAAUGGAAUCGACAAUAUGUCGUUAUUGUUCCUAAUCUAUGCUUACCCCACAAAAACAACAAACGAAUUACGUUUAUCACAUCAGUUAUCAGUCAAUGUAUAAAACUAUUAUACGUUUAUAAUUUUUCAUCUUAUAAUUUAUAAACAUUUCAAAGAAUUAACAUGUUACCGAUUAAUACAGCUAUUAUCUACGUGUAUCUAUAAUCUUAAAAAUAGGUAUAUUCUUUAUUCAAAUUUACUUAAUUAAAAGUUUGCCUCACCACUUCCGAGACCCACGAGCCGCCACUGGUCAAGCAACAGCUGUCUUUGCAGCAAUUGAAAAAUGGGGUUUAACUAAAAGAGUAAAAUCAUUAUGUUGUGAUACAACAGUUUCUAAUACAGGUAGACUUAAAGAUGGCUGCAUAUUAUUGGAGCAAAAGUUGGGGCGUAAUAUUUUGUAUUUACCGUGUAGAUAUCACAUUUUUGAAAUUUUAUAAAAAAAAGUUUUUGAAAUCAAGUUUAAUUCAUCAUCUACUCCAGAUGUUCUUAUAUUCAAUAAAUUUCAAAAGUCUUGGUAAAAUUAUUUAAGUGGAAUGGAAGAUAUUAUUGUUUUAGAAAAUUAAAAAUAAUAAAAGAUGAUAUUUUGAAAUUUAGUUUUGAUCCAAUACCAACCUCGAGAUGUCAAUAAGAAACUUUUAGAACUGGUCAUAAUAUUUUUUGGUGAAACACCUCUAAAUGCGAUUGAGGCUUGGAACGGGACUACGUUAAGAUGAAGUGGUCGGUGUAUCCACUAAGAGUCGCCGUCCAAGAACAACAAAAUCAUUUUGACCUGUUGUAUAUCGGUGACUCUGACAAGUAUCAUUACGCGUACAUUUCAGAUUUUUCGAGGCUCGUGCGCAGCCAAAAAACUAAACACAAAUGUCGCAUAUACACUUGCAGACGUUGCUUCACUAGCUUUGAUGAUCAACCUAAGAAACAUAUUCUUUGAGGUCAACAAGCGUUGGAGCAACACAAGUUAAUAUGCGGCAAGGAUAAACCAAUUUUACCUGUUAUGCCGGCAGAGGGUAGUAAGGUCGCCUUUGACGCGUGGGUAAAGACGCAACAGUUACCGUUUGUCAUUUACGCUGAUUUUGAGGCCUUGCUGGAGCAAACAUACAAUCGUAUAGGUGCCUAUACUAGGACUGUGCACACACACCAUCCUAUGAGCUACGGGUUCAUGGUAAAAACAUCGGACGUUGUGCCCUCCGAGCUUCUCGAACUCUACGGUAUACCGCAAUCACCGGUAAUAUACCGUGGCUCUGAGGAUCGCGAAGAGGUCGCCAAGGCAUUCGUAAUGGCUGUAACGGAAGUGACGCGCAACAUUUCCAAAUUGUUGCGUAAAACUAACGUUCCCAUCCGAAUGUCUGUCGAUGAUGUGCGCAGGCAUAGGGAAAAAAUGCUAUGCGACUUAUGUCGCACGGCAUCCAAGGAUUCCACCCCAAAGUCGCAGACCACUGCCAUCUAUCGGGCCGUUGUGCAAUGCGUGUAACCUGAAAGUGAAGACUGUUAACUUUGUGCCGUGCUUCUUGCACAAUCUUUCGGGUUACGACGCGCAUUUCAUCGUCACUGAAUUGGGGUACGACGACUAAAGGAUUUCGGUCAUACCGAAUUCCGAGGAGAAGUAUAUUUCGGUCACGAAACACGUGACCAAUAACUUCUCCAUACGGUUUGUCGACACCUUCCGGUUCAUGGCCUCCUCCCUGUCCACCUUGGCCGGUAACCUAAUGACACCCGAUUUCGUUAAAUUCCGGGAAACGGCCAAGGUGUUCCGCCCGGAAGAUAUGCCGUUGGUUACGCGUAAAGGCGUAUACCCUUACGAGUACACUGAUAGUUGGGCUAAAUUGGACGAAACGGAACUACCACCUCAGGACGCUUUCUAUAGUCAGUUGAGUGAGUCUAAUAUUGAUGACGACGACUAUAGACACGCCACAGAGGUGUGGAACCGUUUCAGCUGCUCAACCCUCGGUGAGUACAGCGACCUAUACCUAAAGAUCGACGUGCUGUUGUUGGCUGACGUUUUUGAGAACUUUCGCGACAUCUGUACUACAACAUACAAUUUGGACCCGGUACACUAUUAUACCGCACCGGGUUUUAGCUUCGAUUGUAUGUUGAAGUACACCAGGGUGAAGCUGGAGCUCUUAAACGACUACGACAUGCUACUGAUGGUGGAACAGGGUAUUCGUGGUGGGCUGGUGCAGGCCGUCAAGCACUAUGCCAAGGCCAAUAAUCCAAAGACACCGGAUUACGAUUCAACAAAACCAGACUCAUGGAUCGUCUACCAAGACUGCAAUAACCUGUACGGUUGGGCUAUGAGUCAGCCCAUGCCGUACGGAGGCUUCCGGUGGUAUGAAGGAGCAGAUCCUCUGACCGACCUUCAAUUGCUUCCGGACACUGGUAAUACGGGGCGUAUAUAUGAAGUGGAUGUAUCGUAUCCAGAAGAGCUGCAUGACGAGCACAACGACUUGCCGUUCUUGCCUGGCAACGAUGUACCACCGGGUUCCAAAGAGACCAAUCUCAUGGCCACUUUGAAACCCAAACAACGGUACGUCGUACACUAUGUCAACUUGAAACAGGCGAUUGCACACGGACUGCAAGUCGAUAAAGUGCACCGCGUUUUAGAGUUUCAACAAAGUGCUUGGUUGAAACCGUACAUUGAGUUGAACACUGAAAUGCGGAAACAGGCGGCAAAUGCUUUUGAAAUAUCGUUUUUCAAAUUAAUGAAUAAUGCCGUCUUUGGGAAAACCAUGGAGAACAUGCGGAAACGCAUCCGUAUUGAGCUAAUCUCCAGUCCCGAACGUCUAUGCAAGCUCGUAAACCAACCAAACUUCAACGACUGUAUCAAAUACGGCGAAAGCUUGUGCGCCAUCAUAAUGGACACAAAGAUUGUCAAGUUUAUCAAACCAAUAUACGUCGGUUUAGCAGUGCUUGACAUUAGCAAGUUGCUAAUGUACAAGUACUUCUACGACGUAUUAAAACCUCAUUAUGGUGACGCAAUCAGCCUGGUUUACAUGGAUACUGACUCCUUCAUUUACCUGCUCAGAGUCAGAGACUUUUACCAGGAUUUAGCCGACAGUCCUGAUUUACUAGUGCACGUGGACGCAUCUAGCCUGCCCAAGGAUCACUCUUGUUACUCGACCUCGAGGAAGAAGACACCUGGUCUGUUUUCAGACGAGACCGGCGGCCUCACUCUUUUUGAGAUCGCUGCACUUCGUUCAAAGUGCUAUGCAUUUGACAUGGAAGGCAGCGAACUCAUCAAGUCUAAGGGGAUCCGCGGACACGUCAUCCGCAACCAUCUGUCUUUGGACGAUUACAAACGAUGCUUGUUUGAAGACGAUAACGAUGGCGACGAUGCGUCAAAACGAGCGUUGGCCGGAGAGAAUGCCCGUGUAGUCAUCGGAGCCGUACGUGAUGGUGAGAUUCCACCGACAUUAUCACUACCGUACACUCCGUACCGACAGAACGUGUCAAUUCGUUCUUUCGAGCACGAGGUACGCACUUUACGUACAACCAAGUUGGCGCUUAACCGUUUCGACGAUAAGCGCUACACGCUCGACAACAGAGUUGACACGCUGGCUUACGGUCAUUAUGCCAUUCCAUCGGAAGAAAUUUANUUACGGUAUUAA